AUGAGGAAGUGGACGGCUUCCGUUCUCCUUCUACUCUGUCUUCUCUCUCUCUUUGCAGAUCAAGGUCAAAAGUUUCAGGCAAAUGCCGAGGGAGAUUCCGAUGACCUUGUAGAUCCACCGAAGGUGGAAGAUAAGAUCGGCGCUGUUCCUCAUGGCCUUUCCACCGAUUCAGAUGUGGUCAAGAGGGAGUCGGAGUCGAUCUCUAAGAGAUCUCUCCGGAGCAACGCGGAGAAGUUUGAGUUCCAAGCGGAAGUGUCACGGCUCAUGGAUAUUAUCAUCAACUCUCUCUACAGUAACAAGGAUAUCUUCCUCAGAGAGUUGAUUUCCAAUGCUUCUGACGCUUUGGACAAGAUUAGAUUCCUCUCCCUCACUGACAAGGAAGUUUUGGGAGAAGGUGAUAACACCAAGCUUGAUAUUCAGAUUAAGUUGGACAAGGAAAAGAAAAUUCUCUCAAUCCGCGACAGGGGUAUUGGAAUGACGAAGGAGGAUUUGAUUAAGAAUUUGGGGACAAUUGCCAAAUCUGGAACUUCAGCAUUUGUCGAGAAAAUGCAAACAAGUGGAGAUCUCAAUCUGAUUGGGCAGUUUGGUGUCGGCUUUUACUCUGUGUAUCUCGUGGCUGACUAUGUUGAAGUCAUUAGCAAGCAUAAUGAUGAUAAACAGUAUGUAUGGGAAUCAAAAGCUGAUGGAGCUUUUGCAAUUUCGGAAGAUACAUGGAACGAUCCUCUAGGACGUGGAACCGAGAUUAGACUACACCUCAAAGAAGAGGCUGGGGAGUACUUGGAGGAAUCUAAACUGAAAGAAUUGGUGAAGAGGUACUCUGAGUUUAUUAACUUCCCUAUCUAUAUUUGGGCAAGAAAAGAUGUUGAUGUGGAGGUUCCCGCAGAUGAAGAUGAUUCCAGUGAUGAAGAUGAUUCAGCUGAUGGCAGCUCCAAGGAGGAAACUGAAGAUGAAGAUACUGACAAAGGUGACGAAGAUGAAGACAAAAAGCCUAAGACAAAGACAGUGAAGGAAACAACUUUCGAAUGGGAACUUCUAAAUGAUGUGAAAGCUAUAUGGCUGAGAAAUCCAAAGGAGGUUACAGAGGAAGAAUACACCAAAUUCUACCACUCUCUUGCCAAGGAUUUCAGUGAUGAGAAACCUCUAUCAUGGAGUCACUUCACUGCCGAAGGUGAUGUAGAGUUCAAGGCAGUCCUGUUUGUACCACCUAAGGCACCUCAUGAUUUAUACGAGAGCUAUUAUAACGCAAACAAAUCCAACCUGAAGUUGUAUGUUAGACGAGUGUUCAUUUCAGACGAGUUUGAUGAACUGUUGCCCAAGUAUCUAAACUUCUUGAGGGGUCUUGUUGAUUCUGACACAUUGCCACUUAAUGUAUCGCGAGAAAUGCUUCAACAACAUAAUAGUCUAAAGACAAUCAAGAAGAAACUUAUCAGGAAAGCCCUUGAUAUGAUCCGUAGGAUUGCUGAUGAGGAUCCUGACGAGUCCACUGACAAAGAAAAGAAAGAAGGUGCAUCCUCUGACAACGAUGAGAAGAAAGGUCAAUAUGUUAAGUUCUGGAACGAGUUUGGUAAGUCCAUUAAACUUGGUAUCAUCGAGGAUGCCACCAACAGAAAUCGGUUGGCAAAAUUGCUUAGAUUUGAGAGCUCCAAGUCUGAGGGUAAACUGACAUCUCUGGAUCAGUACAUAUCGAGAAUGAAAGCUGGGCAGAAGGACAUCUUUUACAUCACCGGAACCAGCAAAGAACAACUGGAAAAGUCUCCAUUCCUUGAGCGGCUUAAGAAGAAAAAUUUUGAGGUUAUUUUCUUCACGGAUCCAGUUGAUGAAUACUUGAUGCAAUAUCUGAUGGAUUAUGAAGAUAAAAAGUUCCAAAAUGUGUCCAAGGAGGGUUUGAAACUUGGGAAGGAUGCCAAAAACAAGGAACUGAAGGAAUCCUUUAAGGAUCUUACCAAGUGGUGGAAAAGUGCUCUUUCCAAGGACAAUGUUGAUGACGUGAAGAUAUCCAACCGAUUGGAUAACACUCCUUGUGUAGUGGUGACAUCAAAAUAUGGUUGGAGUGCUAACAUGGAGCGAAUCAUGCAGUCUCAAACUUUGUCAGAUGCUAGCAAGCAAGCAUACAUGCGUGGUAAGAGGGUUCUUGAGAUUAAUCCUAGGCAUCCUAUUAUCAAGGAACUCCGCGACAGAGUAGUGAAGAACCCAGAGGAUGAGGGAGUGAAACAAACAGCACAGCUGAUGUACCAGACUGCACUCUUUGAAAGUGGCUUCUUGCUUGAUGAUCCCAAGGAUUUCACUUCCCGUAUUUAUGAUUCAGUGAAGUCUAGCUUGGACAUCAGUCCUGAAGCAACAGUUGAAGAGGAAGAUGACAACGAAGCAGAGGCUGAAAGUGACGCAAAAGAAGAUACUCCAAAGCCUGAAGCUGAAGUCGAUGAUGAUGAUGAUGUUGAUGAUGUCAAGGACGAGUUGUAG
Sphenostylis stenocarpa is the source of this 2460-nucleotide messenger RNA. The record is from the annotation of a GenBank genome assembly. NCBI's taxonomy places the organism in Eukaryota, Viridiplantae, Streptophyta, Magnoliopsida, Fabales, Fabaceae.